Penicillium canescens is the source of this 1524-nucleotide messenger RNA. RefSeq lists its product as uncharacterized. The transcript is spliced from 3 exons. Lineage: Eukaryota; Fungi; Ascomycota; Eurotiomycetes; Eurotiales; Aspergillaceae. Gene Ontology annotation, molecular function: protein serine/threonine phosphatase activity. Gene Ontology annotation, cellular component: nucleus; cytoplasm. Bases 1 to 1524 code for a protein of 507 amino acids. The record is from RefSeq and is a predicted model, not a curated record.
AUGUCAACUGCCGAUAUUGAGCAGCCUCCUAUGAUUACCAAUCAGAUCCCAGCUUCUCUUUCAAUACCAGAGGAAAGCGAGCUUGGCACAAUGAAUGAUGCAAGCAAAGAAGAAAAUGUUACAGCGAUGAAAGAGGGGGACCAAUUCCCCCAAAAAGAGGUUUUAAAAAACGACCAUCAGCAGGUCAAAGAAGUGGACUUUGACCAUACCACUGAGCGAAGCACAACUCAUGAUUGCGAUCUCGCCAUCAACUCAUCCAAAAGACCUUCUUUUUCUCGCUUCCUAAGAAGAGGGUUUCACCACCAGGGCAACUUCAGCAAGCAUGGUAGCCCAGGGUCGCCAGUGACUACUGUUCAAAAUGCAUUGAAUGAGAAGACGAGCCAACUGAGUGAGGACUUUAGUCGCAGAGCAGACGUUCCCUUGCCUGAAAAUUCGCCGCCUGGGGUUCCUGAAGCCACGAGUGAAUCCAUUUUGCGAAAACACAACCAGUUCAACCUAGAAACAAUAAUCUGGGAUGAUUCUUCUCGAGACCGAAGAAAUAUGGAAAGAUCUACCCUAUUUGAUCUAGAUGGCAUGAUUUCGCGAUUACUACACGUGGGAAAAUCGAGACCUGAGAAAAGGCUAUGUCUCAACGAUAAUGAAAUUUUGUCCAUUUGCUCGGCCGCCCGCAAUCUGUUCCUUUCCCAGCCUGUUCUCCUAGAGCUGAAUGCUCCAAUUCACAUCAUCGGGGACAUCCAUGGUCAAUUUACGGAUCUCCUUCGAUUCUUUGAGAUGUCCGGAUUUCCUCCUGCCUCAAACUAUCUGUUUCUAGGAGACUACGUUGACCGCGGUAAGCAAAGCUUGGAAACAAUACUUCUGCUUCUGUGCUACAAGCUCAAAUACCCGGAAACCUUUUUUCUACUCAGGGGUAACCACGAAUGUGCUAAUGUUUCUCGAAUCUACGGGUUCUAUGACGAGUGCAAGCGAAGAUGCAAUGUCAAGAUCUGGAAAACAUUUACCGAUGUUUUCAAUUGUCUUCCAAUCGCUGCGGUUAUCGCAGAAAGGAUCUUCUGUGUGCAUGGCGGCCUUUCCCCAAACCUUUCCGAUAUGAAUGAUAUCCGAAACCUCGCUCGUCCCACUGAAGUGCCUGAUCAGGGUCUUCUGAAUGAUCUUUUAUGGAGCGAUCCCGCAAAUAUCAAAGACUGGGAACCUAAUGAUGACCGAGGUGUGAGUUGGUCCUUUGGAAGGAAGGUGGUUGCGAAUUUCCUAAAGCGCCACGAUUUAGACCUAGUCUGUCGGGCGCAUAUGGUGGUGGAAGGGGGAUAUGAAUUCUUUGGGGAGCGUAAUCUCGUUACGGUCUUUUCUGCACCAAAUUACUGUGGCAAGUUUGACAACAUGGGAGCUAGCAUGGAAGUUUCUAGCGACCUUGUUUGCAAUUUUAACCUAUUGAAAUCAUCUGAUCCGAUUGUUUUGAAAAAGCAAACGAAGAGAAUGAGUGGUCUUGGAUAUUUGCGAAAAGCCGGUCAUAAGGAGGUUCUUAUAUAG